GCCUGUACCGUAGUGUAAUAAGGAAAUAUUGCUGUUGACCAGAGUAAGCACCGAACAUUGUAAUUCAGAGCAUUUUUGGGGCAUAUUUUUUAUUAUAGUUUAAAGUGCAAUGAAUCAGCUGUUUUAACAAUCAACAACAACAGUCUGGCCUCAGUCGAGUGGAGGGUAUGUUGUGCCGCACGUGUCUCCUUGGACCCGCAUUAUGGCCUGCAACCAGCCACGCCAGACACGGAGGGCGACUUCCUGCGUGCGGAAACAAGAAAGAAGGAACAUUGUGACCCACAAGACCAAUGUUGCUGAUGUUGAGAUCACUUACCCCAGAAAGGGAACGAAGGAAACGAAACUUGGAGACUUCGACAAAGAAACUAAGAAUAUCACUCCUUUGAAGCAAUACAUGCGCAACGUAGACCCGGAGGAUUUAAACAUUAUCUCAUCAACCCAUGCUGAGGAAACCUUCUCACUGAGGCAAGACAAAGACACCGCACCUUUGAAACUCGACCAGGAGGCUGUUGGUACAAAUGAAUCCUCGUCUGAAAGUGAUGAACCUACUUUGCAUGACGAAGAUCGUGUAAGAGAAAGUGGCUUCAAAGAGUGUGGUGAAUUAAUGAAAUCUGAAGAGAUGAGUGAGACAGAGAGCGAUGAAGAAUGGCGUGAAGUGAUGAGCGAUGGCCAAAGUGAACUGGUAGAAUCGUUCCAGCUGACGUGCAACUUAUCGCAGGAUUCCACUUACGAGAAGGAAGACGGCCCCAACGGUGAGCCCCGAGAGGAUAUCCUGCCGAGGAACUGUAAGGAGGCCAGCACUGAAUUGGACGACAUGUGCUGUUUGGGAUCUGAACUAGGGCCAUGGAGUUCAGAUGUUCCAUACAAGUAUACACUGGCGAAGAAGAGGAAACGGCAUGGUCUUGAAGCAGUGGUAGACGGUAUGAGAAAAGCUAAAGGGGAGAAUAUCAAAACAGAAAAACGCCGAAGCAUUGACGAGGCCACGCUGAGAAUGUACAUCAGAAUUUCGAAGAAGGAAAAGGGUGUGUGGCAAGUCAUCAAGGAUAAAAGAAAACGCCUGUACGAUGAAAAAGCAAAUCGCUACAAACUAAAACCAGAAGAGGGCGAGCCGCAUGAUGCAUUAUGGAGAGGGGACGAAGACGAAGACGACGAUUACGACAAUGAAUAUGAAGAGAGUGAUGAAGACCAGCAGAUGAUGGUAAGGAGGAGGAAGGUGCGCCGUUCUUACGACUCCAGUUUGGAAAAUCAGUUGUUGCGGGAUAUGAAAACUGAUUUGGUGACUCGUCUGCAGAAGAUAAAGAAACAUCGGGGGGCAGCGGUAGUGUCAUCUUCGUGUCUGAGCAAUGACCCCGAGCUGCUGCUGACUCCGAUCCAGGAUGAUGACAAGGAAGAGAAGGAGAAGACAAAUGUCGACAGUGAAACCUCACGCUCCCAGACUCCCGAGAAGGAACAGGUCUUUACGCGGAAGGACAGAGGCAAAUUGUACAAGAUUGAGAAUGAGCUGGAAGAUCAUGAUCUGGAAGGGUGGUUUGACGAGGAGGUGCGGGAAGAAAGGCGCCGUAAAUACCAGCAGAACUACGAGAUGAUGGGUCUGGCUCAGGCAAGCAUUAACUUCGGGCAAGUAAAUGAAUACCUCAGGGAAUGGCGCGCUGGCGAGGGCUCCAUCAUGCUGGAGCCACGCCACUUUGUCCUACCGCACAAGAUGGCGCAGCAUCCCUGGAUCAAGAAGGGUAUUACUCGGGAAGAGUUCGAGAAACGUGAGAAAAAGAGGGCAGCGGCGGCAUACGCUAAGUGGGCGGUGAAAUCAAAGUAUGAGAAAACAAUUGCGUCAGUUGAGAGGCUAGGAAGACGGUACGAGAACAUCUUUGUUGAGCGUCUAAAGGCGGCCAUGACCGACUACUGGGAAGGGACGGAUUGGAUCACUUUGGACGACUGGCUACGUAUGUGUCCCCUUUUGAUACACGGCAAGAAUGCCAAAAAGACACUCUUUCAUGCUCUGCCACAGUUUCGUAAUUCAGAUAUGAAUGUCCUCUUCAAGAGCUGGCUGGAUAUUUGUCCGCUGAGGGAUGUCCUUCCGCUUCAUCAUAGGAUUUGCCAGUGGAUCUGUCUUCUGGAAGACCCGACUUGGUGUGUUCUGGAAGUUAUUAGUCACGUGAAGGUACUCAAUAUUAUCAAGGCUAAGAGAGUUAACCGGAUUACAUCUCCCCGACCUGAACCCACCCGUCAUUUCAUAAAGUACGUCUCUGCAGAUUACGAAAGAAACCUUUGGCAGAGGUUCAUUUAUGAGGUUUACAUCAAAGGACGUGAAAAGGAACUGAAGAAGUUUGUAAUAUCUGAGGGUGACUGGGAGAAGAUACAAGAGCCCCUACUGCACUGCGACCGACUGAACAAGAUUAAGUAUGUAGAUCCUGUGGCGAAGCACCUGAAAGUCCUCAAGUCUUUUCUAAAGAGGGGAAACAAAUUUUGUAAGCUACGAAGUCCUACCAUUCGCGAUAUGAGUAGCAGUGACAGCAACAGUGAGAAUGAUAAUUAUGACAAGGAAACCAGCACGCUGGAAGAUGACUUUCUGAGGACUGAGUCAGUGGAGAGAAGGAAUGUGUCACAGAGAAAGUGAGAUGGCUGAUAGCAAUUAACAAGUAUUGAACUAAACUGAGAAAACACGUAUAGAGAAGGCAAGGCAAGUUUUCCAAAUCUAUAAAAAAUUAAUGUCGGUGAUGCAAACGAGGACGAGGAAUAUCUGACUGCCGAUAUGAUGCUUUUCCUGAGGGUGGGACACAGAAGGCGACGAAGAGCUGGGCCAUUUCAACUUGAAGGAGACCAGCGAAACCUGUUUUUCCCGAAAUGAAUCGAAACAAUGGAAGUUAUGAAGAUAAGGGUAAUGGAUGCGCGACACGACCUUAGAGUAAUAAAGUCUUGAGCUAGAUUACUAAUAGAGAAAAUCUCCUCUCAGUUAUUCAAGGUACUUCGAGGAGGGUCACAAUAAACAAUACGCAUGCUGCUUCAGUCACCACCACCUCCACUACUACAACACUCCAAGGACCCAAACCAGGUCAUCCUACGUACGAUACUCCUCUCUCUUGCAUCGUUUAUCUUUUCUUUUAUUGAUUAUUAGCCCUAUUGAGGUUGGUACCAUUUUAUUUCUUAAGGAAUUGUUACGCAUUGUUAGAAAAUGUAACUACGUAUUGUAUCGUUUUAAUAUAGUAUCCAGAGCAGUGAUUGUAUAGUUAUUAUCACCUUCAUUUUUGG
Messenger RNA from Eriocheir sinensis (Chinese mitten crab), 3246 nucleotides. RefSeq lists its product as uncharacterized. The record is from RefSeq and is a predicted model, not a curated record. The coding region runs from base 203 to 2614 and encodes 803 amino acids. The transcript has 2 exons. Lineage: Eukaryota; Metazoa; Arthropoda; Malacostraca; Decapoda; Varunidae.